UUUGUGCUGCUGUUUCAGUCUGUGAAUAUUAUUAAUAUAUGAUACAGAAUAUAUAUGAUGAUUACCUUGUCAGUGAAGAAAAAUAUAAUAGAAAAAAAAAAAAGACAAGCUAAUGGAGUCAAAGACAAGACGACCACCUAUCUCUCUCAUUUCUCUCAGGUCCCUCUCCAAACCGUUUUCUACUCAGACGCAUCAACCAACCUCUCUCUCUCUCUCUUCCCUAUAUUCUAAGCAAACCCCACAACCAUCAUGAUCAUCAUUCCCACUCUAUGAAGCCUUCUCUGUCUCUCUUUCUCCACCUCUCUCAUAUUUUUACCAUUCUAUAAAGUCUUAACUAAUCUACAUCAAAUCAGUUGGGGAAGAGAGAUAGAUACCUUUCGAAGGAUAUAGGAUUCGGUAGCUAGUUCUCGAAAUGAGGAAGCCAGAGGCCUCUGGUAAGAACAGCAACGUUAAUAAUAAUAAUAUUAAUAAUACUAAUAAGCUUAGAAAGGGAUUGUGGUCACCGGAGGAAGACGACAAGCUCAUGAAUUAUAUGCUAAACAAUGGACAGGGUUGUUGGAGUGAUGUAGCAAGAAAUGCUGGCUUACAGAGAUGUGGAAAGAGUUGCAGGCUCCGCUGGAUCAAUUACUUGAGGCCUGACCUCAAGAGAGGUGCCUUUUCACCCCAGGAAGAAGAACUCAUCAUCCAUUUGCAUUCCCUCCUUGGGAACAGGUGGUCUCAAAUUGCGGCUCGCUUGCCAGGAAGAACCGACAAUGAAAUCAAGAACUUUUGGAAUUCAACAAUAAAAAAGAGACUAAAGAACCUGUCGACCUCCACAGCCUCACCAAACACGAGUGAUUCUUCCUCAGAGCCCAGCAAAGAAGCAACUAUAGGAGGGUUCAUCUCAAUGCAAGAACAAGGCAUGAAUCCUAUGUACAUGGACCCAUCAUUAUCAUCUUCAGCAUCAACAUCAUCAGCCACAUGCAUGCAAACCAUGUUUCUAAAUCACAUGAUGGACCCAUCACCCACUUUUAAUCAUGGCAUAAGCAUGUAUGGUGCAAGUGUAUACUUCAAUAAUGCAGCCCCAUGCAUAACGACCCAGAUAGGAGAUGACCAUUUAUACGGUAAUUAUCAAGGGAUGCUUGAAGGUGUUAAUAUUGGGAUAGAAGGGGAGUUUCACAUUCCUCCUCUAGAGAGUAUAAGCAUCGAGGAAAAUGUAAAAACAGAAAAUAUAUAUGGCGGCGACACCAAUAAGCACCCAUAUAGUGACGUGAACAGAAUUAGCAGCAAUUGCAAAAACUACAAUAGGGCAGAGAAUAUGGCCGCUGCGGUUGGAAACUUUUGGCAAGGAGAAGAGCUAAAAGUGGGGGAAUGGGACUUGGAAGAGUUGAUGAAAGAUGUUUCCUCAUUUCCCUUUAUUGAUUUUUCAAGUUAAGUAACUGGUUUUCCUUUUGAGAAAAACAAAAAAUUUCUUUUUCCUCCAAAUCCCGGAUUGAUUAUUACCCUUUUUUCCUUUACACAUAUAUAAAAACCUACUAUACAUACCAACUUUCUGUAGCCUUUCUAUCUUUGCCAAGUGAUUAUACAUAGCUUAGAUAUGGUAUAUAUAUAAGAGGAAGAUAGACAGGAAUAUUCUAGGAGUUGAAUAAAGGCCAUUCUGUUCAUGACCUAAGAAAUUAUUGUAAGUAUGUGCCUUGUUGUUCAUGUGUAAUUGAAUAGGAAUGUGCAGUAGAUUGAGAGAGACAUCAAGAGAUUACUAGUCGGCACAUAAGUUUAGUUACCAUUUACUAUGAGAUGUACAAAAACACCUGAGUGGAAGUUAUUGGUGGGAGAUUACACAUUGAUAAAACAUAUUGAAAAUCUCUAUCUCUCUCAACCUUCUUCAAAAGGAAACUUGUUUUCUUUUAUGGAAUAUGAUUGUUACUUAUAAUGAGGUUUAUUUGAAUUGUUUAGAUGAGAUGUCCACUCGGAACAGCAAUAAUAAUAUGUAGGUAGCAUAUUGUAUAUUUGGCCAGUUUGCUUUCAUUUUACACAUGACAUAAUGUAAGAAUAUCUCUUAUAUUUUAUUAGUUAGUUAGCCUAAA
This is a messenger RNA of Ricinus communis (castor bean), 2063 nucleotides long. RefSeq names its product transcription factor MYB46. Lineage: Eukaryota; Viridiplantae; Streptophyta; Magnoliopsida; Malpighiales; Euphorbiaceae. The transcript has 2 exons. The record is from RefSeq and is a predicted model, not a curated record. Bases 413 to 1414 code for a protein of 333 amino acids.